GGCGACUUGAGCAAACCGGAAGAAGAGAGGAAGGCAGAAGCAUUGAGAACGGUUGGAAAGAUGGCGGCGCACACUCAGAAGAACAACAAGCCAAGGAAACCUGGAGGAAAGGAGUCGCAGCCUUUGAUAAUUGCCAAAACUCCGGCGGAGGAGCAGCGCCUGAAGUUGGAGAGGUUGAUGCGGAACCCGGAUAAGCCUGCUCCCAUCCCAGACCGGCCAAAGGAGUGGAACCCGCGGGCUCCUCCGGAGUUCGUCCGGGAUGUGAUGGGCUCCAGCGCCGGUGCGGGCAGCGGGGAGUUCCACGUUUACCGGCACCUCCGACGCAGGGAGUACCAAAGGCAAGACUUUCUGGACAAGAUAUCAGAGAAAGUGAAUGAGGACAUCGAAUAUCUCGAUAAAGUGGAGCUAAACAAACAGGCGGCCGAUGAUAGAACAGCGAAACGCAGGAAGAAGCGGGAAAAACUUAAGCGCAAAAUGCGGAUGGCAAAGAUGGCAAAACUCGAGUCCAAAAACAAAGGAGAAGACGAUGCAGAGAAGAGCUCGGAAAGCAGUUCAGAAGACGAUGGGGAGCGGGAAAGGGAGGCUGAAGAUGAUGCCGAGGCUCCAAGCUUCAUCAUGGGGAGAAAGUGACUCCUUCUUCAGGGUGACUGCUCGGACAGGGUGCUGGUGUUGGUGCUGCUUGGUAGAGACAUUUUGGGCUCAUCAAUCAUGAAGCAAUGGUGGAGAUUGAGACCAGAGUUGCAUUACAUAUGAAAAAGCACAAACAACAGUUGGAACCUGUCAAAGACAAUGUGCUUCCUGUUGUUAUACAACGAGAAAAACACGUUAUGGAUUGCUUUCCAUAGCACUCAGUGUAUUUUAAUCACACAUUGUCCCGGUUGGAAAAGAGAUAUGUUGAGAAACUUAAGAUUUUUCAUUAAGCUUUCCAUAAUAUCGGUGAAAUAUUUCUAAUUUUCAUGUUUCAGCUAGAAGGUCAGGAGUAAUGUCAUCUGUCUUAAGGCGUUUUUGAGUUGGCCCAAUUUUUUUUUGUCAGAAUUUAGAUUUAUUGGCCCAAUCCAUAUUUUAAUGUUUGCUUUUAAUAAAAAAAUGUGAAUAUA
Molecule: messenger RNA, 1097 nt
Organism: Gymnodraco acuticeps
Lineage: Eukaryota; Metazoa; Chordata; Actinopteri; Perciformes; Bathydraconidae
Gene: prkrip1
Product: PRKR interacting protein 1
Exons: 1
Coding region: 61-630 (189 amino acids)
Biological process (GO): negative regulation of protein kinase activity
Cellular component (GO): nucleolus
Molecular function (GO): double-stranded RNA binding; protein kinase binding; protein kinase inhibitor activity
Source: RefSeq, a predicted model, not a curated record